GGGAGGCGUUUUUGACUCCCUUCCCUUUGACUCCCUUCCCUUCGCUGUAGGUAUCAUAUCUAUCUCUGCAACUCCAAAUUUUCCCACAUCAGAAGCCACCCACCAUAAAUCCUCCCAAACCCAGAAACACAGCUAACAAACAUGGGCAACGGCAGCAACUUCAGCUGGGCUUUGAGCCUGCUGACGACUCUCUGUCUCCUCUCUGUCUCCGCCACCACCGCUCUCUCUCAAUCCUCCAACGCCUCCGCAUGUCCCAUGGACUUCAACUACGUUCUCAGAAUCUCAUGGAACUCCUCAAACUGCCACAACUUCGUCUCACAGGGCAACACCAGCGUCAACAGCAAAAGCUCAUGUUGCACAACUCUCCUCAGCCUCUUUGCAGUCUCACUCGCUCAACACCUCAAAGAGACCUCCCUCUUUAAUCUCCCGGACGUCUCCACCUCCCAAUCCUGUCUCCACGAUUUUCAAUCCAAGCUCACCUCUCUCCCCCUGGCCAACAACCUCGCCUCUUCUUGCUUUGAUCCUCAGCAGUUCGUGAUUGGACCUGACAUAUGUGCCGGUGUGCAGAACAUCUCCGACUGGGUGGCGAAACUCGGCCCCUCCACCGCCCUCGACAGCAGCUGCCGGGCGGAUCUGACCGACCUGACAGCAUGUGACGCCUGCGUGAACGCUGGGUUCGAGGUUCAAUCCAAGUUGAUUGAGAUUGAUGGCAACAAGUCUCAUUCUACGGAUUGCUUUUAUUUCACGGUUUUGUAUGCUGCUGGAAUUGUAAAUGAGGCUGGGCCUGAGAGUACUGGCGCAAUGUCGUGUGUACUCGCAGUACCUUUGAAUUCUGAUGAGGGGUCUAGUAGUAAGAGCCAUUCGGCUCUGAUUUUUGGGUUUACAGGGGCGGGUGUUGCUGUAUUGGUGAUGUCCUGCUUGUUGGGGCUGUACUUUUGGUGGGAGAGGAAGUGGGGGAAGAAGAGUAAGAGGAGUGGUUCAGGGUUUUUCGGAGUGGAUUUGGAGGAUUUGGGAGGGUCUAGGCCGCGGGUUAGGCCGAAUACUGGUUCAAUCUGGUUCAAAAUUCCGGACCUUGAGAGGGCAACCGACAAUUUUUCGCAGAAGAAUUUCAUUGGGCGAGGGGGGUUUGGUCUUGUUUACAAGGGGACUUUAGCAGAUGGGAGCACUGUUGCAGUCAAGAAGAUUAUAGAGUCCGAUAUUCAGGUUGAUGCAGACUUUUGUAAUGAGAUUGAGAUCAUUAGCAAUUUGAAGCAUCGGAAUCUCGUUCCCCUUAGAGGUUGUUGUGUGGUUGAUGGAGGUGAGGGUUAUGAUGACAGGGCAAGCCCGAGGUACCUUGUUUAUGAUUACAUGCCAAAUGGGAAUCUUGAUGACCAUUUGUUUUCGAAAUGGGAGAAUGGAAAUGGGAAUGGAAUGGGAAAGAAGCCACUGACAUGGCCUCAGAGGAAGAGCAUAAUCUUGGAUGUGGCAAAGGGGCUUGCUUAUCUUCACUAUGGAGUGAAACCCGCGAUAUAUCAUCGAGAUAUUAAGGCCACAAACAUACUGUUGGAUGCAGAUAUGAGAGCAAGAGUGGCCGAUUUUGGGCUAGCGAAGCAGAGCAGAGAAGGGCAGUCUCAUCUCACUACUAGAGUGGCCGGUACUCAUGGGUACCUAGCCCCAGAGUAUGCCCUCUAUGGACAGCUGACUGAGAAGAGCGAUGUUUAUAGCUUUGGGGUGGUUGUUUUGGAGAUAAUGUGUGGGAGAAAAGCUCUUGAUUUGUCAUCAAGAUCGCCUCGGGCAUUUUUGAUAACGGAUUGGGCUUGGUCAAUGGUGAAAGCUGGGAAAGCAGAAGAGGCUUUAGAUGCUUCUUUGGUGAAAGAUGGGGAUUCAUCAAAUUCAAACCCAAAGGCGAUAAUGGAGAGAUUUUUGCUGGUUGGGAUUUUGUGUGCUCAUGUUAUGGUGGCUCUCAGGCCUACCAUUUCAGAUGCACUGAAAAUGCUCGAAGGCGAUGUUGAGGUUCCUGCCAUUCCUGAUAGGCCAGUGCCUCUUGGGCACCCUUCGUUUCUCACUGAUGGGAAUACGUUUAGCAUAUCACCAGCAUUGAGCGGACCUAAAUUACACACAGGAGACAUGCUCAGGGAAGGACGUUUUAGAGGACAGCUGCAGGCUUGAUGGGCUUUUCACAGACGAGGUGUUCUGAAGUGCGUUAAAGCUCUUCCCUCAGUGUAGUGAGGAACAGGUGCUUCCCUCCUUUCUCCUGAUAGAAGAUCGUUGUACUUUUGGUAAUGCUGCAGUAGAGAACACUAGUUAAUAUAGUUAAUUGCAUGAAAAGACAGAAAAAAGAUAUGCUUUCUCAUUUGAAGCAAUUCCAAGUACAUGUUUUUAUGUAAGUGAAGCAAUUUGAUGUCAAUACUAAUUUAUAGUGUAAGAUCAACAACUUCUAUUUACUUAAACACCAAGUUCUUUUCUGUCUUUUGAAAUUAUCAUGGUGCCCUGCAAUCUGAAACUGUUGUUGGUCGAGGUGUUCGGCCUGGAUCAGUGAUUUUUGAGAAGUUGAUGUGAAAAAAAGAACCCCACCUGAGCUUACUUGCAUAUCACACUUAUAGUGUCGGAUUUUAUACCUUUCAUGCUAAUUACUGGAACGUGUUAGUAUGUCCAUCCUUAUACACUGAAGCUAGCCUCAAAGGUCAUACUCAGAGAUUAAUGGUGGACAGGAGCGCCCGAUCCUUGUUACCUUCAGCAUGGAAUGAAAUCUGCAACAUAUCAAACAUAUAUUGAAGUUGCUAACACUCUGUUAAAUGCAGAUAAGAGUCUCAGCUCAAUACCAAAGUGGCCUUGAUGGACAGGUAAGUGCCUUUGAAAUGUGCCCUUUUUUUUUGCAGCUUUGAGGAAAGCUCUUGAUUUUUCUUAAGCAUUUGCUGCAUACCUUCCUUUUUUCUUUCUUUUCUACAAGACCAUAUUGGAAGGCUUUUGGAUUGAUUGACACAAGAUGGGUAUUUGUUUUCAUCAGAUGCCUGGGAAGUGAGCAUUGAGCUCAGUUUUGAUGCAGAUACAGUGAAGAGAAAAAGAAAGUAAAAGUUUGGAAUCUUGGAACCUAAAGUGAGUUGGAUUUUUGUGUGAUGUUCUUUCUCUCAGAGCAAAGAAACUGACCAUUACAUUGAAGAGCUGCAACUUUCUUGGCUGCAUGUAUAAAUAUAAGAGGUUCAUCAUCAUAGCAUCCUAAAAUUUCUUGGGUCAUGAUCUUUUUUUGUAGAAAUUGAAUUGUAACUUAUAUAUGUUGCAUUCCAUGUAUUGAAAAUUACUAGGGUUAGUUGCCCAAAACCUCAUGAGUCUUGCUCAAUGGUAUUGCCCUUUGGUCAUCAACUUUAAGG
Vitis vinifera (wine grape) is the source of this 3347-nucleotide messenger RNA. Its product is annotated as probable receptor-like protein kinase At1g11050. NCBI's taxonomy places the organism in Eukaryota, Viridiplantae, Streptophyta, Magnoliopsida, Vitales, Vitaceae. Gene Ontology annotation, biological process: protein phosphorylation. The record is from RefSeq and is a predicted model, not a curated record. Bases 142 to 2148 code for a protein of 668 amino acids. The transcript has 2 exons. Gene Ontology annotation, molecular function: protein kinase activity; ATP binding.